Dioscorea cayenensis subsp. rotundata (Guinea yam) is the source of this 879-nucleotide messenger RNA. RefSeq lists its product as uncharacterized. The transcript has 3 exons. The record is from RefSeq and is a predicted model, not a curated record. Lineage: Eukaryota; Viridiplantae; Streptophyta; Magnoliopsida; Dioscoreales; Dioscoreaceae. Bases 1 to 879 code for a protein of 292 amino acids.
AUGGAUAAGCAAUUAGGAAGAUUUUUGGAGGUUUUGAAGAAAUUAUACAUCAACAUACCAUUUACAGAGGCGUUACAACAAAUGCCCUCCUAUGCUAAGUUUCUCAAGGACAUCUGUUCGAAGAAAAGAAAACUAGAGGAAUAUGAGACUGUAGCAUUAACUGAGUGUAGUGCUCUUAUUCAGAACAAUUACCUCCAAAGCUUAAAGACCCAGGCAGUUUCUCCAUUCCGUGUGAAGCUGGAAAUGGGUGAACUCAAGCCAACUACAAUCACUUUGCGAUUGGCAGACCGUUUUGUCAAGUAUCCGAUAGCUGAUUUUGUUGUGCUAGAGAUGGAGGAGGAUUCUCAAAUCCCCAUCAUUUUGGGUAGGCCAUUUUUAGCUACAGCAGGUGCCAUUAUAGAUGUUAAAAAUCAUAAACUUUCUCUAACUGUCGGUGAUGAAAAAGUUGAAUUUGAUCUGUCUAAUGCUAUGAAAAAACCUUUUGUUGAGGGUUCUUGUUACAUGAUCAAUAUGCUGCAGGAGGUCAUUAUUCAAGAAGAGACCAAGCACUAUUUUAAGGACCCACUCGAGCUUUGUUUGGUACGUAACAACCUCAAUAAUGAUGAAGAUGAUGAAGCUAGUGAGUAUAAGCGUUUACUAGAAGUACAACCCUAUAUUCAACCCCAUAAAGCUAAGAUCGAGGAAUUGAGGUCAGAAUCUUCUCUUAGCAUUCUUGAGGAAGAACAAGCUCCAAAGGUAGAACUUAAACCCCUUCCUUCCAUUCUCAGGUAUGAAUUUCUAGGACCUAACUCUACUUAUCCUGUGAUUGCCAAUGCUAAUCUCAGUAAGGUUGAAAUUGAAAAGCUACUUAGGGAACUUGAUCACAUUACAAAGUCAUAG